UUAUCACUUUGCUUAUAGCUGAGUUGAGCUUCGUCAAAUUUUAAGUGUUGUUUUCUGCUUUUUUGCUUCCAUUUGCAUGCAUAUGCUCUUUCCUCUAGAAUCUGGAUAUCUGUUUUCUUCUUUCUUACAUCAUUCCCCUGCUUAGCUUUUGUCUCUUACCUUAAAUAAUUUUUCAAUGGUGUCAAUAUUUUAUCCGUGUUAUCUUUAUUGGUAAGGAAAAGAAGAAGAAUUAAAAAUAGUUUCACUCUGCUUUUUUUCCCUCUUGUUUGGGGGUGUUAAGGAAUAUAUCUUCAAUAAGCAUUGCGUAUUGACUUUAGCAAUGUUUUUUGUUCUUGGCAUCAUGUGUUGUUUGCCCCUUUGUUAGGUUCAUCGUUUCGAGUGAGCAGCAUAACUGCCCAGAGUAGCAGUGGUAUUAUUAUUUUGUGAAGAUGGUACUGGGAAUAAGAACAAAGAGUAGAAAAACUGUCUCAGUCCAAGUUCACUACGUAAUCCAUGUUCAGGAGAUCAAGCCUUGGCCCCCUUCACAAUCACUGAGAUCUGUGCAAACGGUAUUACUGCAGUGGGAAAAUGGUGAUAAAACUUCUGGGUCUCUAGCAUCCACCACUGCUGGCAUUGAAAACAUCGAAUUUAAUGAAUCUUUCAGGCUUUCAGUUGUUAUGUGGAGAGAAGCAUCCAAGAAAAGCAAACACCGUGAAAGUUUUCAGAAGAACUACUUAGAGUUUAACUUGUAUGACAAGACAACAAAGAGCCAACUAUUGGGAUCAGCCUCAAUAAACUUUGCAGAUUUUGGAAUUAUUAAGGAAACUAAAGCCUUACGCAUUCUAUUGAACUGCAAGAAGAGCUCCAAGCAUUCUUCACAGCCAUUUCUUUAUGUUAGUAUUCAGCCAUUGGAUACAGAAUGUUCUAGCUCAUCACCAAGCAGCAGCUAUUCAAAAGGGUUGUCACUAGACAAGGAAGGAAGUGAAUCGGUGACACAGUCAUUGAAAGAUGACGAUGAUGUUGAAAUUGCCUCUUUUACUGAUGAUGACGACAAUGAUGACUUCCCUUCAAAUACCUCCCAAACUAAUAGAUCUUCUUCCAAGACUACUGAAGGCGGUAUCAAAAUCAGGGAAGGAGGAGCAGAAGGCUCUCAUGGAAAUUUUGUUCUAUCCGCAGAAAGUUCUACUUCUAGCUUAGUUGGAAACACAAGGAGUGAAGCGCCCACACAGUUCAAUGGCAUCAAAUCUCCCCCUUCAUCUACAAUUCUUGGAUCAGACAUGGGAAAUGCUGCCUAUGGCCGCCCUUCAUUGCCUAAAAUUUCUGUGGAAACUGUCAAACUUUCUGAUCCAAUUUGUGAAAUUCAAGAAAAUAUUCAACAAUCUUCUGCUUCAUGCAUUUCACCGAGUAUACAAACAAACUUUGAAAGGCCUUUCAAUUCUCAAGUAACUCAAGAGAACAGUGUGAUUAAAGAAGAUGACACAAGAGAUCAGAGACUUAAUAAAGAAGCUGUUGAGAAAGUUAUCAGUAUUUCAGAUGUUGGGGUUAUGGAGGCCAAAGAAAAAAUGGAGGAGCAAAGAAAAGAACAAAAACAGUUUAUGGAGAGGAAUGAACUUUUAAAUAAGUUCCGCAAUGAUGAUUCUACCAAGCAAGAAAAUUUCAGUAGUAUUACUCUUUCAAAUGAGGAACCACAUAGGAAAGGACAAAAACAGCUUGCUGAGAAGAAUGAACCUCUAGAAAAUGAGCUCAAUAAUUUUUCCAAUGAUGAUUCUACAAAGAAAGAGAAUUUGAUUAGCACUACUCUUCUAAACGAGAAACCAGAUGGGAAAGCACAAAGACAGUUUACUGAGAAGAACGAGCCUUCAGAAAAUGAGCUCGGUAAUUUUUCCAAUGAUGAUUCUAUGAAGAAAGGAAAUUUAAAUAAUACUACUCUUCCAAUCGAGAAACCAAAUGGAAAAGAACAAAGACAGAUUACCGAGAGGAAUGAACCUUUAGAAAAUGAGCUCAACAAUUUUCCCCAUGAUGAUGAUGCUAUGAAGAAAGGGAAUUUAAAUAGUACUACUCUUCUAAACGAGAAACCACGUGGGAAAGGACAAAGACAGUUUACUGAAAGGAAUGAACCUUUAGAUGAUAAGCCCAAUAUUUUUUCCGAAGAGGAUUCCACGUACAAAUGGAAUUUGAAUGGUACUACUGCUCUAAACGAGAAACCACCAGGGAAAGGGCAAAGAAAAUUUACUGAGAAGAAUGAAACUUCACAAAAUGAGAUCAAUAAUUUUUCUAAUGAUGAUUCUACGAAGAAAGGAAAUUUGAUUAGCACUACUCUUCUAAACGAGAAAUCGCAUGGGAAAGGACAAAACCAGUCUACUGAGAAGAAUGAGCCUUUAAAAAAUGAGCUCAAUAACUUUUCCAAUGAUGAUUCUACGGAGAAAGGGAAUUUGAUUAACACUACUCUUCUAAACGAGAAACCACAUGGGAAAGGACAAAAUCAGUCUAGUGAGGAGAACGAGACUUCAGAAAAUGAGCUCAAUAAUUUUUCCAAUGAUGAUUCUAUGAAGAAAGGGAAUUUAAGUAGUGAUACUCUUCUAAACGAGAAACCACAUAAGAAAGGACAAAGACAGUUUAUUGAGAGGAAUGAACGUUUAGAAAAUGAGCUCAAUAAGUUUUCCAAUGAUGAUUCUAUGAAGAAAGGGAAUUUUAGUAGUACUACGCUUCUAAACGAGAAACCACAGGGGACAGGACAAAAACAGUUUAAUGAGAGGAAUGAACCUUUAGAAAACGGGCUCAAUAAGUUUUCCAAUGAUGAUUCUACGAAGAAAGGGAAUUUAAGUAAUACUACUCUUCUAAAGGAGAAACCACUUGGGAAAGGGCAAAGACAGUUUACUAAGAGGAAUGAACCUUUAGAAAAUGAGCUCAAUAAUGUUUCCAAUGAUGAUUCUAUGAAGAAAGGAAAUUUAAAAAGUAUUACUCACAAGAAACCACAUGGAAAAGGACAAAGACAGUUUACUGAAAGGAAUGAACCUUUAGAAAAUGAGCUCAAUAAGGUUUCCAAUGAUGAUUCUAUGAAGAAAGGGAAUUUAAGUAGUACCACUCUUCUAAACGAGAAACCACAUGGGAAAGGCCAAAGACAAUUUACUGAGAGUAAUGAACCUUUAGAAAAUGAGCUCAAUAAUGUUUCCAUUGAUGAUUCUAUGAAGAAAGAGAAUUUGAAUAGUACUACUCUUCUAAACGAGAAACCACAUGGGAAAGGACAAAGACAGUUUCCUGUGAGGAAUGAACUUUCAGAAAAUGAGCUCGAUAAGUUUUCCAAUGAUGAUUCUACUAAGAAAGGGAAUUUGAGCGGUACUUCUCUUCUAAACGAGAAACCAGAUGGGAUAGGACAAAGACAGUUUACUGAGAGGAAUGAACCUUUAGAAAAUGAGCUCAAUAAUGUUUCUGUUGAUGAUUCUUUGAAGGAAGAGAAUUUGAAUAGUACUACUCUUCUAAACGAGAAACCACAUGGGAGAGGACAAAGACCGUUUACUGUGAGGAAUGAACUUUUAGAAAAUGAGCUCAAUAAGCCUUGUAAUGAUGAUUCUACCAAGAAAGUGAAUUCAAGUAGUACUACUUUUCUAAACGAGGAACCACAUGGGAAGGGACAAAAACAGCUUACUGAGAAGAAUGAACCUUUAGAAAAUGAACUCAAUAAUUUUUCCGAUGAUUAUUCUAUGAAGAAGGGGAAUUUGAAUAGUAUUGCUCUUCUAAGUGAGAAACAACUUGGCGAAGGACAAAAACAGUUCACUGAGAGUAAUGAGCCUUUAGAAAAUGAGCUCAAUAAUUUUUCCAAUGAUGAUUCAUUGAUGGAAAGGAAUUUAAGUAGUACUACUCUCCUAAAUGAGGAACCACAUGGGAAGGGACAAAAACAGCUUACUGAGAAGAAUGAACCUUUAGAAAAUGAGCUCAACAAUUUUUCCAAUGAUGAUUCUAUGAAUUUGAAUAGUACUGCUCUUCUAAACGAGAAGCCACAUGGGAAAGGACAAAGACAGUUUACUGAGAGGAAUGAACUUUUAGAAAAUGAGCUCAAUAAGUUCUACAAUGAUGAUUCUAUCAAGAAAGGGAAUUUAUGUAGUACUACUCUUCUAAAUGAGGAACCACGUGGGAAAGGACAAAAACAACUUAUUGAGAAGAAUGAACCUUUAGAAAAUAAGCUCAAUAAUUUUUCCGAUGAUGAUUCUUUGAAGAAAGGGAAUUUAGGUAGUACUAUUCUAAACGAGAAACCACAUGAAAAAGGACAAAGACAGUUCAUUGAGAGGAAUGAACCUUUAGAAAAUGAGCUCAAUACUUUUUCCAAUGAUGAUUCCGCGAAGAAAGGGAGUCUAAAUAGUAUUAUUCUUCUAAACAAGAAACCACAUGAACACCCAAGAUUGAUGAGUGACAAAAUCGGAGAUGGGGAAAAUGUAGAAAUUCCUCUACAAUCUGCUGAGAAUUAUGAGCAAAUCAGCAAUCAGACCCUUAAUCAGGCAGAGGAAAUUAAUACUUUGAAUGAUUUUCCUGUUUAUACCGCAUGCCAUGAAGACAUUAAUACAAGUGGCAAGUUUCUUAGCAAUAAAACUGAAUUGAAGGCUGAAGUUGAAAGGCUACGAGAAGAGCUGAGGGAAGCUGCUGCUCUCGAAGUUUCAAUGUACUCAGUUAUUGCUGAACAUGGUAGCUCGUCAAACAAGGUCCAUGCACCUGCUCGGCGCCUUUCUAGAUUCUAUUUCCACGCUUGUAGAGUUGGGUCUCCUGCUACAAUAGCUAGUGCAGCCCAGAGUGCUGUCUCGGGAUUUGUUUUGGUUUCUAAAGCAUGUGGAAAUGACGUUCCAAGGUUGACAUUUUGGUUCUCAAAUAUAUUAUUGCUGAGAGCAAUUGUGAGCAAAGAAGUUGAAAAUAUACACUUUGGUGAUGGUUCAUGCAUCAACAGUGAAUGUGAUGCAGUUGGCAACACUCUUCGUAAAGAAAAUGGCAACAUAGAAAAACAAUUUCAUAGCUGGGAGAAUCCAAAAACAUUUUUAAUUGCAUUAGAAAAGGUUGAAGCGUGGAUAUUCUCUCGAAUUGUUGAGUCUGUCUGGUGGCAGACUCUUACACCAUACAUGCAAUCUGGAGUUGCAAAAAGCACUAAUUCUAAGAAAGCAGAUGAAAGAAGAACCCGUGUGGGUGAUCAAGAUCAAGGAAAUUUUUCUAUUUAUUUAUGGAAAAGAGCUUUCAAGGAUGCAUGUGAAAGGCUUUGUCCUCUUCGGACUGGUUUUCAUGAGUGUGGCUGCUUGGCUGUGAUAGCUAGAUUGGUGAUGGAGCAAUUGGUUAGUAGACUUGAUUUCGCUAUGUUCAAUGCUAUUCUUCGGGAAUCCGCUGAGGAGAUGCCCAUGGAUCCUGUAUCUGACCCCAUUAGUGAUUCUAAGGUUCUUCCAAUUCCAGCUGGGAAAUCAGGUUUUGCGGCUGGUGCACAACUGAAGAAUGCUAUUGGUGACUGGUCAAGAUGGCUUUCAGAUUUAUUUAGCAUUGAUGAUAGUGAAUCUUGCGAAGUUACCAAUGAAAACGAUGAACCCAAAUGUGAAUCAUCCUUCAAACCUUUCCUUCUCCUCAAUGCCUUAAGCGAUUUGAUGAUGCUUCCCUUGGACAUGCUUGCAGAUGGGUCUACGAGAAAAGAGGUUUGCCCUAGAUUUGGUAUUUCAUUGAUUAAACGAGUUGUCAACAAUUUUGUUCCUGAUGAAUUCUCCCCAGGCCCUAUCCCGGAUGCUGUUUUCGAUGCCCUGAACAGUGAGGAUAUUGAGGAUGAUGUAGGAGCUAUUACAAGCUUGCCAUGUUCUGCUGGUCCCACGUUCUAUGCACCACUUCCAGCUUCUUCAAUUCUAGGCAUGCUACAAGAAGCGGGAACCAAAACUUCACUAAGACGUGGGUCAUUUGCUCUCAAAAAAUUAUAUACCAGUGAUGAUGAACUUGAUGAGUUGGAUUCACCACUUUCUGCACUUGGCAUGGAUGAACCAUCGACUGCACUAAUUAAGGGAGGCCGUAAGGUUGUACGAUAUGAGCUCUUGCGGGAAGCGUGGAAGAGUAGUGAAUAGUCAAUGAUGACUCUGUGUUCCUAUCAAUGUUUGUUUCCUUGUAUAUAAUACACAUUUUUCAUUUAGCCCAGAAUAUUGUCCCUUUGUUUUUAAAAUAAAAGUAUUGUCCUUGUAAUCUUAUACUUUUUUACCCUUAAAAGUUGCAAGAAAGUUACAGUCAUUUUCAUAUA
Vigna angularis (adzuki bean) is the source of this 6220-nucleotide messenger RNA. RefSeq lists its product as uncharacterized. The transcript has 9 exons. Lineage: Eukaryota; Viridiplantae; Streptophyta; Magnoliopsida; Fabales; Fabaceae. The record is from RefSeq and is a predicted model, not a curated record. The coding region runs from base 429 to 6050 and encodes 1873 amino acids. Gene Ontology annotation, cellular component: nuclear pore.